AUGUGGCAGAACGACCUGUUGAGUAUGGAAACGACUAUUUUGCGGUCCAUUCUACAACGCGCUGUAGAAAGCACAGUGGCUGCUACAGCCGUUGUCGUUGGUUCUUCAAUUCUACUGAUAUUAUUCUUUGACUGGCUCAAUUACCAAAAACAGCGAAAGCGACUUGGGAAUAUUCCCGUUGUAGGCGAUGCGCCAUAUCUAUGGAAGCGGCUUCGUUGGACUGAAAAUGAGUCAAACUUGAACGGUGUUCUCCAACGCGGUUACGAUACGUUCAGCAAAAAGUUGAAACCAUGGGCGUAUUGGGGCCAACAUGACGAUUUCAUCCUUGUGCUUCCUCCGGGAGCAUGCGAUGAGGUGAAAAACGCGGAUAUAAGUCAGAUGAGCUUCUUACAGGCUGUCGAAGAUAGUUAUCACUUUAAACUACACACCAAUAUCCUUGGUCGUGCACACGUCGACGCUGUCCGGCAAUCAGUAAACAAAAAUAUGAGUCAGGAACCGUUCGCCGGAUUUCUCGAACUUUGGCAUCUGGUGCAUACGGUUGCGGCGUCAUUCCUCAUUGGGCCUCAUUUCGCGAGUAAUCCAGAGUACAUGAGCUACAUCGAAGAUUACUGUCUCAAUGUGCCAGGUUUUGUUCACCAGUACUUUUGGGUUCCCGCCCCGCUCCGGAAGAUGUUUUGGUAUUUAUCGCCUGCUGGCUCCAGGGUCCGGAAAGUGAUUAAAAAGUUGAAGUUUUUCAUCAUUCCUGAAAUCCAACGAACAAUUCAGAUUUGGCGCACGAUUGGACGAUCGGAUGAGGAAUACACAUUGCUCGGAGCGAUGCUCGAUCUGAAAGAAGAGCGGGGCAUGAUCAAACGCGAUGCUACGGCUAUGAGCGAAGAGGAAGAAAAGCGACAGAUCGACAUAUUUUCUGAUGAAGUCAUUUUUACAGCCUUUGACAGCGCAGGUCCGGUUGUAUGCCUCGUCACUCAACUUCUCUAUGAGUCUAUUCGGGAUGAAAAGCUUACGGAAGCUUUGAGAGCUGAGAUUUCCACAGCACUUGCGAAUAACAACGGUGAAUGGUCUGUGCAGAUGAUGAGCUCUCUUCCUCGCCUGGAAAGCUUCACGCGGGAAACUCUCCGUGUCAAUGGUCCAACACUAUUCAGUGUCACGCGUUCGGUGCUUAAACCGUUUCAGCUAAAGUCUGGCCUUGCUCUACGACCUGGAAACAUCAUCACGUCGCCGUCCUGGAUGAUCCACAGAGACGAAGACAACUAUCCGAAGGCACAUGAGUUUGAUCCCUAUCGCUUUUAUGACGAGACGACCAACACUGCCACUACAAAGGCCACGACUGCAAGUAAUACAUUUCUAGCCUAUGGAUACGGGUCGCAAAUGUGUCCUGGCCGCUAUCUUGGUGUUCGAAUGACUCAGAUUAUUUUUGCCAAGCUACUGAUGCGAUACGAUGCUCUGUUUGAAGGUGACAAAAGAGCGAAGCCGGAUAACAUUGUGAUGCCAGGCCAGGUACUCCCAUCAUAUUAUGCCAAAAUUGUGCUGAAGUUGAGGAAUGAGGCAAAGACGCACGAGUAA
Messenger RNA from Trichoderma breve, 1563 nucleotides. Its product is annotated as cytochrome p450 domain-containing protein. NCBI's taxonomy places the organism in Eukaryota, Fungi, Ascomycota, Sordariomycetes, Hypocreales, Hypocreaceae. The transcript has 5 exons. Bases 1 to 1563 code for a protein of 520 amino acids. The record is from RefSeq and is a predicted model, not a curated record. Gene Ontology annotation, molecular function: oxidoreductase activity, acting on paired donors, with incorporation or reduction of molecular oxygen; iron ion binding; monooxygenase activity.